UCUUGAAUUCCAUACUUCCUCAAUUCAGAGCCGUUUUCACUAUCUGGUUAAAGGCUAACUUAAUUGGGCAAUGUAUGUUGUGUGUGGAUGAUGAUUAAACUUUCCUGCCACGACUUUUUCGUUGAAAGGGUAUAUUUAUGUACUUUUAAUUGAAUCGUGUAUAUCAUUCUAUUAAAUUAAAUUUGAUAACUUUUGCUAGUACAUCAUUAAAGUAUCAAUAUUAAAUUCUUUUUUAAAAAUAUUUGAUUUGUUGCCAAAAAUGCAUCCGUAUGAACUCAAAUCAACCUUUUUUCACUCUUGUUAGUUAAAAUGGUUUUUCUCAGUACGAAUUUGUAAUUAAAAUUAACUGUCAAGAACGUGCUCUCUAGUUUGCGUAAUCUUAUGAAUAUCUUAAUGAAUGCGGUCCAUCGGCGAUUGAUAAAAAAUGUUAUCAAUUGGCAACAAAACAGUUAAAUUUUUAAACUUCCAACCGGACUUGCGAUUUGUUUGAACUUCUCAAUUCCGAUUGGAUUGCAAAACAUCUAUUUCUUUCGGAACAUUCUUGAGUUAAAUCAUGAGGAAAUCGUUAUUUAUGAAAAGUGUGGCAGCACUAUUUCGUUUCCAAUUCCGCUGUUGGCAAUACCAUUUGCUGUUUGACUAAUAAUUUGACUUCUCACUAUAAGAAUAUCACGUUGCCUGUGAAAUUUUCAAAUAUUUGUGAAAUUUAGUCAAAAAAUAUGUGUUUAUUAAAGUUUUAUAAUAUUAUUACAUUUUAAAUGAUUAAAUUUACCCUUAGAAGAUUUUGUCGAGUGUUUAUUGAUUGUGCUUAGUAGAGUACAUGUUAACGCGCGGCCCUAAAACCAUAUUAGCUUUUGAAACCCGAGAACUGGUUUGUUAGUACUACUUGGUACCGUCAUGGACAGAAAUGGAGUAAUGGAUAGACGCUUCAGUUUAAAUAUGACUCAACUGCCUAAUCCAAUUGCAGAGUCGACAUGUCUAAAUAUUAAUGGCACUAGCGUUAGCGUAGGCGGUGGUAAUAAAAGUGAUGAGAGUCGAUUUCGUUGGGGUGGCACUCCCAUUAGCCCGAAACAUCGUAGCAAUUCAAGUAUUUGCUUAAACGCAAUUUCAAUGCAUAAAAACAAAACUACAGCUAAUAGUCCACAACGUAGCCGAAUGGACCUGAGCAAAAUAGAUCCACGAACAUAUGCAGAUGUGCGAAGUCGUGGAUUAGUGUCUAGAAUAGUACAAUAUCAUGAAAAUGGUGCCCGUCUAAACCGCAGCAUGUCCGCGGGAAACCUAUAUAACAAAUCUGGACAAUCUUCUCUUACACAACUUCAAAAAAGUGAUUUACCCUAUCGCGCUACACAGCAAAACGUUUCCAUGACUAGAAUGGCGCCAACAAAAAAACCUACGUUUUAUGGCAACACCCUAUCAAGUUUACUGCGAUCUAAUUCUGUAAUUAGCGUACAAAAGAGCGAUGAGGAAAUAUCUUGCGAGAAUCGUCCCAUAUUACACCCACCUCCAACGGAAAAUGACUUGGCGCCAACUCGAAGUGUACUCGAUGUUCUAAAAGAAAUAUCACGCAAACGUAUAAAUAGUGAUGAUUCGGAGCCUAUUCACGAUGCAAACAAAAAAUACUGUAGUCGAGAUUGCAGCGAUGCACCCUACGAUCCAUCAGCUGCACCUAUGGCUACUCGCAACAUGGGAAUACAUGGUAUGGUUCCACCAAUGGCGUCACCAGUACAAAGUUAUAAAAGACAACGUGAGCAUAUAUUGCCGCCACAGCAAUAUCCCAUAAACUACUCUCAGAAUAUGAACAGUGUUUCCGGUGCAACCAAUUAUCCAACUGCACGUCCACCACUACAAGCUCAAUAUUCGCCCGAACAAAUUGCAAAGAAGCGCCUUUGUAGUUACAACAAUGAUAUAACCAGUUCUCUAAGUUCCAGCCUCAUACAUGCAAACAAAAGGAAGUUCUACGAGCAGCAACAACGUUCAACUAUUCAACGUUCCCCAACGAAUGCAACUGAAGAUUAUGAAACGCAAAAAUCUAAGAUACAUCGUCAACAAUCGGAUCUACGUUUCCAGCAAAUGCAACAUAGUUUGAGUUGUAAUAGCCCAAUAACUCCAAUACCGGCGACACCUUUAUCGCAAAAUAAUAAUAUGCCGCCUGUUCCAAGUAGCACACAGAACGCAACUGAAGAAAUUGUUGAUAUCACAACUUCGGCAAAACGCAGCGACUUGGAGACUGGAAAAUAUACCAUAAAACCUAAAGUAACGCUUUUUAAUCGCAACUAUAAUGAAUCGACAAGCUUGAAUAACGUCAAUGACAAUAAUAAAACAGUUUUGAAGAAUUCAGUCGACCAAGAUUACGGCGAAUGCGCAGAUAUUCAAUUUGUGAAACCGAAGAAAAGUUCUGCCAUAGUCAAUAAAAAAAAUCCUCUAAUUGAACGUACACAGAAAUCCAAAUUAGCAAUGAUGCUUAGUGGUUUACGUGGUGAAAUUUAUCAAGGUGAAAAUGGCGACGAUGAGGUGGAUAAAAGUUCAGAUAAAGACUCAGGUAAAACUACAACACAAAUCACCGUUCUUACAGCUACAGAUAAACAAACUAGCAAAGUAGUCUCAACAUCCGCUUCAACAGCAACCACAAUCACAACAACCACGCCGGCUAGUUUUGCUAUGAAAAUGCCAGAUAAGUCGGUGACUUCAACUACAUCUGAUCCACGUCAAGUUUUGUCGAAAUCGGAUAACACCUCCGCGGUCACAUCAAUUUCCGUGGCAGCAACAUCAAAUAGCUCAAUGCCAGGAUCCUCGACCACAUCAACAGUAACAACAAUGUCUUCUCCUUUGAGUGGUUUUAAAUUGACGGCAUCUACAGCCAACACCUCAAUCACAACAAACACAACUACAUCAAAAAUACCAGUAGUUACACCGGCUAAGUCAACAUCUCCCUUAGUCGGUUUGAAAUUAACACCGCAGAAGCCGGAAAUUAACUUUGGAAUGACUGGAAACUCAACUGCGCCAACUUUCAAUUUUAGUGCUAUCACUACCACAUCGGCUCCAGCUAUCGAUUCUAAAGCGGUUACAAGUACGACAUCAGCUCUGCCUCAGCUUCACGGCUUUUCCUUCAACACAACCACAAAAAGCAGUACUUCGCCUCCAGCUUCAACAAAUACAAGCUUAACAACGGCUGCACAGCCAACCACCACAGAACGUGUAGGCGGAUUUAAGUUUGGAAUAAAUCAGCAAUCGGGGGUAUCAUUGGCGGCGACAACAGCAGCAGCAACGUCUUCAUUUGGUGGGUUUGCAAACUCUACUACACCUACAUCCAAUUCCAAGAGUUCAGAAACAUUAAAACCAUUAUUGGCCUUCGGUUCGAAUCCACCUAGCACAACGGCAGCAGUUUUGAAACCAACUGUCAACUUUGGCAGCAGUACCACAACUACAACCGCAAGUGGGUUUAACGCUGUCACGUCUGGAGCAUUCAUUUUCGCGGGCGUUACAAAUAAUUCACCAAAACCAUCGGUUCCAUUGACGGAUACUCAAGUAACCGCAUCUACAGCACAGUCCGCUAAUACAUUCGGCAGUAUCGUAACGAGCAGUGAACUUACUAUGCCGACUCUCGGAUCUGCCCCUAAUAUAACUCUAAGCAACUCCUCGUUGGCGGCGAAGCCUUCUUUUUCUUUUGGUGGUUCUGCGGUAGCUACCAGCAAUGCUGGAGCUCCGAUAUCCACCAAUUUGUUCGCUUUUGGUGGCCAAAAAUCAACUGCUACUACUAUCACUACAACAACUUCUACAGUGGUAGCUCCUUUCAGUUUUGGUUCCACUACACAGACACCUGUGGCUGUUCCUUCAACCGCAGCAACACAAAACGCUACUGCUAAUAACGCGAUUUUCAGUUUCGGUGGUGAUAAUAAAGGUGCAGCAAAAUCGCUGGAAGGCGCGUCGAGUACAAGUACUGCGGGCGGAAAUCUAUUUUCAUUUGGUGGGGUACCGGCAAACAACGACAACAAGCUGUUUGGCAACACUUUGGCUCCUUCCAACAAUACGCAAACAAUUGCACCUACUCCCGUUCAGUCAAACACAUUUACAUUUGGAUCGGUCACUGGCCAAGGUACGGUUCCUGCAUUUGGAGGAAUGAGUGCGGCGCCUUCAGCACCUGGAUUCGGAGCUCCUACCACGACCUCGGUAACGCCUUUUGCAUUUGGUGGAGGCACCAACAUGACCAACCUUAUGGCAGCACCUACUGUAGCACCGGCAAGCAACACAACCUCCGGGGGAUUUAAUUUUGGCACCGCCGCUACUGGUACCGUUCCUGUUAACAACGCAACAUCUACUAACAUAUUUGGUGCAGCAGCAGCUUCGAUUCCUAAUAACGCAGCAUCAAGCAUGUCCAAGCCUGCAUUUAACUUUGGUGGCACCUCCUCGGAUACUGCGAAAUCUAUAUUCGGUGGCUCUGGUACAACAAGCGCAACUAACAACUCAAGUAGCAGCAGUGCAUUUGGUGCGCUUUCAAACGCUGCCAACAAUCAAACCACAAAAACAUUCAGCUUUGGCGGCAAUACAAAUAGCUCAAGCAUCAACACUACAUCAAAUUCGUUCGGUGCCACUACCAACAAGCCAUCAACCACCGGAUUUUCAUUUGCUUCUGGAGCAAUGGGCAAUAAACCAACGGCCACAGUGGGUGCGCAGUCAUCUAGCUCAACGCCAUUUGCAUUCGGUGGUUCAGCAAACACAAAUCAAUCUGCGUCCUCUACCGCUACCCCGUUUGGUUUUGGCGGUAGUACCAGCGGUGCGCCAGCCAAUAAAACGUUCUCAUUCGGUAGCAACAGUAACGUUACAGCAGUACAGACUCCAAAUCCAAACAGCAUAUUUGGUGGCGGAUUACAAAAUGCGACCAACGCACAGCAAGGCACUGCAGCUCCCUUCAAUUUCUCAGCCGGUGCAACAGCAACGUUAACAGCGUCGUCUUCUACUGCAAAUAUUUUCGCUUCACCUACACCGGCAAAUGGAGUUGGCGGUGGUGCAGCCACAGAUCGUCCAAUACGACGCGCCACACGCCGUCUACAGAAAACCUAAUAUAUAUAACAAUAUUGACUUGGCAAAUGCUAAAGAUGUGUUAACGCAUUCUAUGACUAAAUUAAAAAAAUUUUAUAUCAAUAAAUUUAUUUAAAUAUUUGAAUAAUACUCGAACAUGCAUACAUACGUAUAUACAGUUUUCUGCAAAUAUGUGUUAUUACUGCGGCAAAUAGGAUAAAAGUAAAAAGAGGUCAUCUGUUUGAUUCAUGGCUACUAAAACAAAAUAAAUCAUAAUAAAUUUGUCUAAAAGAUCGACAUACAAAGAUACAAAA
This is a messenger RNA of Ceratitis capitata (Mediterranean fruit fly), 5327 nucleotides long. Its product is annotated as nuclear pore complex protein DDB_G0274915. The coding region runs from base 895 to 5055 and encodes 1386 amino acids. The record is from RefSeq and is a predicted model, not a curated record. The transcript is spliced from 5 exons. Lineage: Eukaryota; Metazoa; Arthropoda; Insecta; Diptera; Tephritidae.